AAGAAUCCUCCACCCAUUUUCACUCUACUGACUCCCAAGCUAUGGUAUCUUAUCCCUUCAGACAAGCUGGGAGCGACGUACGUGCCCAAGGGACUGCCUGACUAUGGCGCAAAGGCUAAGGGAUGAUCAGAUCUUGACCCUGUCGAGCUCAGACGAAAGCAAACUAGAGACGGCAUCGCCAUUCCGACAUGGGAGGUCAAAGUCCAUUGACGAUGUCCACCGACAGAUGGUCAAGAGCUACAUCACACAUGUCGGAGCCCCAAAGACGGACUUUCCCGACCCCAAGGUCUCGCUGGUAGUGGUGUGGCUGCGGGCCUGUCUGCAGAGGUUGGGCCGUGGGUCCCUGGACUACUCACUGCUCAUCUUCCACAAAAACAACUGCUUCAGGAAAAACGUCAAGAAAGCCGUCAAGUCAAAAUUCUUCAACAUGUUCUUUGCAGUUGUGGUUCUAGUGAAUGCACUGAUCCUGCUGUUUGUCCACGAGCCCACAGAGUGGGGCGACUACAAAGACCAGAACCUCGUUACUGUGAGGGACCAUUGCCGGGAUCUUGUACACACCCUUCUCAAGCUAUGUGUUGUUUACAGCUAGGAAAUGAAUUGUCCAUUGAGUGCUCUGUUUACGGUGAUGUCUUUAUCCAUUGAGCAAUAUUAUAUUGACCUUUCGUGUGUCAGUAUAGCCCUUACAAUGCACAAUGUAUCUCUGUGCUUAUAUCUCCCCUCGUCUGUGCUUCUCUGCCAUUCUCUCUCCUGUUGCUACCAUCCUCACCUCUUUUUGAAUUCUAAACAAUGCCCCACUCUAUAUCCUUGUGUAUACUCCUCAUUUGCUUCCUCGUGUAUGUUAUAUUUCUGCCACAUCUCUUUCUGUCUCUAUCUUCCUUUCCCCCAUCCUCCUUCUUCCCCUCUCCCCCAGGCAUAUGUUUCCAUACUAUUCCUUCUGGCCUAUGUGGUGGAGUCAGGGAUGAGGAUCGUCGCCUAUGGCCUUAUCUUCCACCCAAAGGCCUACCUCCGCAGUUCCAUUAACAUUCUCGACCUCUUUCCAAUCCUAUUUGGAUUUCUCUACCUGAUCCUGACCCUGGCCAGAGUGUACGAGUGGGCAGAUGUGUUCGGAGCUCUCAUGGCCAUCAAACUCAUCAGAGUCCUCAGCGUUUUCAAAACGGUGAGGUUCAUUCUGAAGGCACUGGCCAAGUCAAUGAUACCGCUGGUGUUUGUGAGCGUGAUUCAACUGUGUGUAAUGGUCUUCUUCACCUUCCUCGGCAUGGAGCUGUUCCAGGGCUGCGGCCUCCAUAACGGCUGCUUCGCAAACUACACCGACCCAACUGGAGAGCUCCAGUCGGUGGUCGUAAGUGAGUUCCCCUGUUCGAUGAGAGGAGACGGCGGACUCGGAGUCCAUCGUUGUCCCGGCAACAGCCAGUGCCAAGAGUGGGGCGAGGGCCCCAAACUAUGGCUUCGUCUCCUUCGAGGACUUCCGGAAGGGACUGCUGACCGUGUUUCAGCUCAUCACUCUGGAGGGUUGGAGUGCUGUUUUCUACCUGGUGAGUUGGUGGGUGCCCUAUACAACUGGGUGCAGUAUACAGUCUGUAUGUUUGGAAUCAUGGUU
Messenger RNA from Geodia barretti, 1597 nucleotides. Lineage: Eukaryota; Metazoa; Porifera; Demospongiae; Tetractinellida; Geodiidae. The record is from the annotation of a GenBank genome assembly.